Messenger RNA from Cicer arietinum (chickpea), 6376 nucleotides. RefSeq lists its product as uncharacterized. Gene Ontology annotation, biological process: positive regulation of DNA-templated transcription. Gene Ontology annotation, molecular function: protein binding; histone H3K4 methyltransferase activity. NCBI's taxonomy places the organism in Eukaryota, Viridiplantae, Streptophyta, Magnoliopsida, Fabales, Fabaceae. The record is from RefSeq and is a predicted model, not a curated record. Gene Ontology annotation, cellular component: histone methyltransferase complex.
UCCUCAUCAUUUUACUCACUACACCCCCCCACUUUCAUGUGUAACCUCCCCACUUCCUUUCUCUCUCACACUCUCACUCUUUCUCUGCAACUCCUCCUCAAUCCUAGGGUUUCCAAUUCUGCUUCGUUCGGAGCUCGUGGCAGACGCAAUGUGAAUCGCCAUUUCAUCAAUCGAAAUAUGCGACGGUUUAAUCUUCUUCGUUCGAGAGAACCGUAAGGAUCAGGUAAUUGUUUUUAUCUAUGAGUUGCUCAUGGUGUAAGAUCUAAAUUUAUUCAAGGAAUGCAAGGCCCUGUUUACCCCACAGUUUUCAUUCAACCAAUCGUGGAUCAGCCGAUGCCUACACUGGAAAUUAAUUCCUGGCUCUCCUUUAUGGCCCUCCAUUGUUGUGGCAGUGUAAUUUCCCAGAGUUGUGUGAUCCAAAGCUUUGAAUCUCAUGAUCUCAUCUGGUCACUGCACUAUUGCAAUUGGGAAUGCUGUUGUUGAUUCUCUUGAAAGUGGAAUGCCGAUAACAGAAAAAUUAAUUAAUCAUAAUCCAUAACCUGCAAAGCUUGUCAAUUUGUCAGACACAUUCCUUAAAUUUCUUCCGGAGCACUGGUUGGUAUGAAUAGUGGUAGUAAUACUCUAUUUCGUGAUAUUCAGAGCAGUAAUAUUUCUUUUUGGCCAACAUUUACCGGUGGUGAGAGGGCACAAAAUUCUUUUUCUUCUAUAGGGCAAUUCCCUGUUCCUAGCCCUGCUUCUGGUCUAAACUUUUGCAGCUCAAAUAUGCAACCCACAUCAAAAAUGGCUUUUGAAUGGUUCUCAGCUAAGUAUGCCACUUCGUCUAUGAGUGGGUGUCCUCGUGUGUUCUGCAUGGGAAUAAGUGGCCAUCUUCUUCUUAGCAAUACAGGACUUCUUGGUAUUGUUUGCUCCUGCCAUCGUUGCCACAUGUCCAUACUUAAGUUUUGCGAGCAUUCAGGGUUACAUGGUAUCAACCCGGGGGAUGCUGUUCGUAUGGAAAGCGGCGAGACCAUUGCAGAGUGGCAGAAGUUGUAUUUCUCAAAAUUUGGGAUUAGGUCUUCUGGAAAUGAGAAUGAAUGGGACUGGCCAGAAGUAUUAUCAACAACAAGCAGUCUGAUGGAAUCCAAUGCAUUUGCAUCUGAUAUGUCAAAGAGUGAUUUGUCACAUAUUUUGAAUUCGGCUGCAGCCACAUUAAGAAAACAACCAAUAACAAACCAGGAUGGUUUCAUCAUUCCGCUCAAGGGUUUAAAUGCUUUUACACAGAACAGCCAGUAUGACCAGGGGAAAACCAAGUUAAUGGAAUCUAAUGUUGCUAUUUGUACACAUUCAUCAAACUUUUUUGGAGCUCAACUAGAUGAUGGUUGUCAGUCUAUACCUCCUUUCCUUGAUACCCUGAAAAGGAAUGGAUAUUUGUCAAUUAUCCAGUCAACACAAAUUCCAACAAGCCAUCGAAAAGACCUUGAAUGCAUCAAAAAGGAGAAUGUAAAGAGUAGUCUACUAGGAAAAGAUGCAACUUCCUCUAAUAUUGAGCUUAGGCUUGGUCAACCACCUCAGGCUGGAAAUCCAGUUUCAUCAUUUGCAGAAUCACCAAUGUUUACCUUUGCCAGUUCUCCAAAACUGCAUUCCCUGAAGCAGAUGACUAAUAACCUUAGCAGGAAGGUGGAAUUGCAGAAAAAUUUUAGCCACAUUGCUGGUACAAUCGAAAUGCGUGAGGAACCAACUCUACUUAAACCCCCAAACUAUAUGUCUGGAUUUAGUAAUAUUUCAGGUGCUGUUACAGCUAGCUCACAAACUGACUAUGUGGCCAAGAGUUCAUUGUUUUUACCAUUUCCACAAUUUAGUUCUCAACCAAUGGUUAAAACAAAAGCUUGUAAAAACUUGGGGUAUGAUGGUAUCAUGCCCAAGAACCUUUUUUCUGAAUAUGGUACUGUACAAUUUGGUUCUUCUAAUGUUCUCUGGAAUAGUAAUGGUCACACAAGAAGGCAAUCAAAUGAUUCUGCAUCAGAACUCAAUGAAUAUUUGGACAAGGAUAAAGUUGCGAGGUUUGGUGAAGAUUGCUGUACCAAAAUAAAUUCUCAAUUUGAAGUAAAUCAAUCCAUUGAAUUUGGCUCCAUCAGAAGAACUGUUGUUGACAGUGGUAGUUGUACUCCGGUUGUCAGUGGAAAGAUAUAUGAAUCAAGGUUUGAAUCAGAUACAUCUGUGGGUGCAAAUGCUUUGCAAGGAUCAAAUAAUGUAUCUUUGUUUGGACGAAACAAUCACUUGAUUUUGGGGACAUCUACUCCAUUUGAAGGAAAUUUGAAGAGCCUUCCCUAUCUUGUUUCAAGCUCUACGCAAAAUCAGAGUCCCACUCUACUGCAAAGGGGUAUUAAUAUGGAUACUUACAUGUCUGAUGAAAAUAUGAAGUUGCUUGCAUUGACACAGACGCUGGAGUUAUCUAAGCAACAACAAACAUUGUAUUUUCCUGAUAUGAAUCUAAAGCAAGGGAAAUCAAUUAUUGCAAAACCGCAAAACGAUAUAUACAAGGCUUCAGUAUCUGAGCAGGGUUCUUCUGGUGCACCAUUGAAAUUUCCCCAAAAUAGGGGUACUUGUUGGAAUCUUGAGAAUACUGAUGGUUUGAACAGACAUUGUGAUCUCUCUGCCUUAGCACCAAUACCUUUACAAUCUAUAGAAAAGAAAUCACAAUGUAAAUAUUCUUAUGAUCAUCAAAAUGAUGGGCCGACUUUGAGCCUUGGAAUGAACAAUACCAGAUCAAGUGAAAAAUGCUCUAAGCAACCGUCAAAUAUACAUUUUGUAGGCAAAUAUGCUAGUGCUGCUUGGGAAAACUGUUGCAGAAACAAUGCUUGCACCAGAAUUCGAACCUCUCGGGGUAUUGUAAAAGGAAAACCUGCAGAUGCCAAUGUUGUUACCUCUUGGAAGAUAGCUUCAGAGUGUAGUAGAGAUCAGAAUGCUUCGAUGAAUGGAAAUCUCUACUUUGAGCUAAGUGCAACUUCAGAUGGUCACGGCACCGUAAAAAGUGGCUCUCAUACACCUCAAUGGAGAGAUGUGCCAAGUAAGGUCAGGAAACCAUUAUGUGAUGCAACACUUUCAGAUCAGAUAGCUACUGUAUUAGAUUGGGAAAGACAAGAAAGUCUCCAAGUGGAAAACAUUUCUGCCAAAUGUUUGAAAAAAGUUAUUGAUAGGGAAGAUUUGUUGAAAAAACAGGAAAAUUUUAAUGAUUCUUCUGGAUGUAAUGCUCCUGUUGUUUCUCAGGCCUCUGUGACGGAGGUGAACAAGGUUGAUUGUUGUCCUGUAGAUGCUACAGAUGCUGGUUGUAUUGAGAACCUUGUGCUUGAUGAGGGGUCAGGAAUUGAUAAAGGCAUGUCAUCUUUUUUGGCUGAUAGUGAAAAAAGUGCCGAGUAUGCAGGCUCAACCAGUGGGAGCGACUUGAAAAAAGGUUAUCUGAGAGUCUUAAACGAUCAAUCAUGCCAGAGUCUCAUUGAUGAUAUUAAACUGUUAGAUUCUUUGAUUUGGAAGAAAAGGCAGGACCAAAAUCAAACAAUAGUUAGUGCUAAUUGUGCAGCCAUUCAAUCUCUAAAAGUCAAGAAGGGCUUCAAAGGAAAAAAGCAAAAGAGAAAUGAGGCAAGAGUUCUGGAUGCUUCAUUGGAUAACCAGAAAGGAGAAAGUACUGGAGCUUUUGAUUCCCCUUCUAGUUUAUGUGAAGAAAUGCAGUUGUACUUUUCAUCUAGUCAGCAAAGAUCAUCUGACAAGGCUUCUAUUGUUCAACCUAAUACUAAUCAUAAUCUUAGACCUUCUUCAUUUUCAUCCAAAUUUCUCUCUUGUAAGAAUCAUCUAAACAAGCAUCGCUGCAAUGAAGAUAGCUAUGAGUCAGAAUCAAAUUCUGAUGCUGAGUUUCACUUGGUACAUGGUGUUUCUAGAAUGAAGAAAUUAAGGAGGGAUUUCACUUCUGAUUGCUUUGGGCAUUUUCAAACACAAGAACCAUCCUAUGAGGAACCUAAAAGUGCUAUGCAGAUGUCAUCCUCUAGCAUAAAAGGAAAUGCUCAUAGAAUCAAAAGACCAGUAGUGUGUGGAAAAUAUGGGGAAAUAUCUAGUGAAUUAUCAAUUACAGAAGUACCAGAACCAGCAAAACUUGUCUUUCUAAGCAAGGUCCUUAAAACUUCGGAAAGAUGUAUGGUCCCUACAAUUGAAACACCUAAACUAACCACAAAAAAGAAAUGGAGGAGAUUGGACUUUGGAACAUGUUUGGAUUAUAGCUGUUUUAAAUCUGGUUUAAAAGCUAAGAAAGAUAAUGAAUCCAAAGAUACAGUAAUGCAUGAUGAAACAAACUCUGAUGUGUCUAUGGAAGGUUUUGAGAGAGUCAGCAAGAAAAAUGUUAUUUACAAAGGGAAGAGAGAUACCAAAGAAAGGCAUGGUGAUAUUGUAAGUCGAGCUGAUGCUCCAUGGAAGGUGAAGAGUAGAAAAAUUCGAAAAGAGCGCAGCAUUAAUGAAAUCACGGCUGAAGAAACCCAAAUGGAGAAUACUUUGAAGUAUGCUGAAGGUCCUGAGCAUGGUUUGUACACAAGAAGUAAAAUCCCUGUUCAAGAACACGCAAAUAUAUCCAUCAUUAAUGCAGAUUCUUUCUGCUGUGUCUGUCAACUCUCAAGCAAUGAUGAAGGCAACAAUAUAUUGGAGUGUAGUAGAUGUCCAAUUAAAGUGCAUCAGGCUUGCUAUGGUAUCUCAGCAUUACCUAAAAGAGGUCGUUGGUAUUGUAGACCAUGCCGCACAAAGUCAAUAGAUAUGGCCUGUGUCCUAUGUGGUUAUGGAGACGGAGCGAUGACUGGAGCAUUAUCGAGUCGCUUAAUAGUAAAAAGCCUCCUAAAAGUGUGGAGCUUUGAGAAAGACAGGAUGGCUAUACGUGGAACUUCACAACAAGUUUAUGGAAAGAAAGUAGCAGCAUUUCAUUCCUCAAAAACUGGAUGUGGAGUUGACCAAGAACUUAUUUUAAGGCCUGAAAAUAUUGGCACAUCAUCAACAGAUCUGGCGAAUGCUGAAAUUUCUACUAAUAAUGUGGUACAUACCCCGUGCACCGCUACUAAUUUGAAGGUACAUAACAGCAUAACAGCAGGAGUUCUUGAUUCAACUGUUAAGCAGUGGGUUCAUAUGGUUUGUGGACUUUGGACUCCUGGAACAAGAUGCCCCAGUCGCCGAACCAUGAGUGCUUUUGAUGUAUCUGGUGUUUCACGUCCAAAAGCUGAUGAGGUGUGUUCAAUUUGCAAUCGAUGGGGUGGUUCGUGCAUAAAGUGCAGGGUUGUUGGUUGCUCUGUCAAGUUUCAUCCUUGGUGUGCUCAUCAGAAGAACCUAUUGCAAAAUGAAACUGAGGGAGUUAAUGACGAGAAAGUUGGAUUUUAUGGAAGAUGUGUGCUUCAUGGUAUUGGCCCUAACUGCCAGUCUACAUACGACCCUACUGAUGAGAUGGACAAUCGGGAGGAAAAGGAAUUCACCUGUGCUAGGGCAGAGGGUUACAAGGGCCAUGGAUGGGAUGGUAUCCAAAAUAAUCAUCGGGGUGGAUUCCUUGUACCGGAUAAGAAGAUAGAAGCUUGGGAUCGCAUAAGUAAGCAGAAAUUGCGUUCACAAGGAAUUCCAAAAUUUCUAGAUUCAGAUAUUAUGAAGGAUUGCCAGAAAGAGUAUGCACAUUACAAACAAGUGAAAGGCUGGAAACAUCUUGUUGUAUACAAAUCUGGGAUACACGGCCUUGGUCUUUAUACUUCUCAGUCCAUAUCUCGGGGUAGAAUGGUUGUAGAGUAUGUCGGUGAAAUUGUGCGAAAACAUGUGUCUGAUAAAAGAGAAAAUGAAUACCAAUCUGGAAGGAAACUUCAGUACAAAAGUGCCUGCUACUUCUUUAAGAUAGACGACGAAUAUGUAAUUGAUGCCACAAGGAAGGGGGGGAUUGCUCGAUUUGUUAACCACUCAUGCCUGCCAAAUUGCGUGGCAAAAGUGAUUACUGUAGGGCAUGCGAAGAAGGUGGUCUUCUUUGCGGAGAGGGACAUAUCUUCCGGUGAAGAGAUUACUUAUGAUUACCAUUUCAACCGCGAAGAAGAAGGAAAGAAACUUCCAUGUUACUGCAAUUCAAAAAACUGCAAGCGCUUUAUGAAUUAACUCUGGCUUUUGUGAAAUGUAUUUGAAUUAACUCUGGCUUUAUGGGCAUUAAGUCGUUGAGCAUUUUGUAGUGUUUAUGACUCUUAAAACAUCUUGCUUCUUUAUGUGGGCAAAACUUCAGGUCUAUGCGAUUUAUGGCACUGAAUAAUUAGUUUUAUAGUGAAAUCGUCGUAUGUAAAAAAAUACAGAUGUCAAAGUUUAGGGCUAUUGGUUUUUUCCUGGCCGAAAUUUAUUGUCGUCUUCUCAA